CAGCCCGGACCCCCAGCUGGGUCUCAGGGUGCCUCUCGGCCCUCGUGUCCAGCCAGGGCGACGGAGCCCGCUCCUGGGGAGCACUGCAGCCGUGGCUUUGGCACAGCCUGGUCGGAGAUGUUGUUCUGACUGCUGCUCCUGGGGAGGAAGCCUGCUGGAAGAGGUGAAGUGGAUUUCUCCAGGGCUUCCUCAGAGGGCUGAACCCCGGCCUGGCCUGAGCUUCUGGCUGGAACAGGGCCUCGUGGUGGUCUGAAGAGCCGUUUUCUGUCUCUGAUGGGCUGCUGUCGUUUCAGAGGUCCUGUGAGGACUGGGGAGGUUCUCGAUUAAUCCGUGUGGCGGUGUGCGUGAUUGUGGCUUUAGCUCUGGAUUGCAGGAUUAAGGCUAGAGGCAUAGGAACGCGUGCUGGGGGUUUGGGAUUGGGGUGGGUUUUUUUUUUCCCAUGCCCUCUACGGCAUGGUUGUUGCUAAAUAUCUGUUUGUGGGAGGGGUUACCCUAACGGAGCUGAUGAAGAUCGGGCGCUGGUGACGUGUGGGAGGAAACUGUUGCCCAGUCUGUAGGUUGGUGAUCAACAAGUGGUACCUCUGUACUUGCGUGAGACCAAACUAAUGCAUUUCUUAACGGAUCAGGGCAGGAUACCUGGUCCUGGAAACUGGCUGCUAUUUCAGCUGCUAGAAUCAGAGCUGUUUAACACUAAGGCUGUUCCUGUGUGGAGUGCGGGGAUCUUUCAGACCUGGCUCUGCUGUUGGGAGCUGCCUUGCGGCUGGUGCUGUUCACCUGGCAGCGUGGAUCCUUCGCCACAGGCAUGGUGCUGGCUUCGGCGGGCUCUGGCUGUUCAAGGAGAUGGCUCCUGUGGUCUGUCGCUUGCAGGUGCUGACCGGGCCAUUUGUUAGGUGUUUGAUCUCUGCUCGGUCGGCAUGUUGGAAGGUGGUGCACACCUUCCGCUAAUGCUGCAGAGAGGGAGCCGGCGCCGCUGGGGACAGGCAUGUGGAUACUGGUGAAUCGUCUGCCGUGUGUGCGUCUGUUUAUUACAUUCAUGCUUUCAAAAAGGGCUCAGUCGCAGGGAGAUUUGGAGUAAACAGAAAUCAGUGACUUGGGACUUCAGUUCUUUAAAGCUCUCACUGAAAGUCUGUUGCCUCCGUUUCCCGAAAGCUACAGGUGUCUUAGGAGGAGGCAUUCUUCCGCACACGGAGAGAGGACAACACAUAGUGCUUGGGAGGUGAACUGUAGCCCGGAGGCGAGAUGAAGGAUUGCAGUAAGGGGAUCAAGCAGUAAGGUGGAUGCUUGAGUGUUUGCUUAGCGCUUCUGGAAGUCUUCAAGGUUGGAGGCUUUUUUGGACAGGAGCACAAAGGAAGUGACUGGGUUUGAUACGGAGAUACCAGGGUGAAAUCUAAUCGGUUGUUUGUAUAUGACAUGAGAUUAAAUGGCCUUUUGAAUACAAAUUUCCACGCUAUUCGGAUAUUGGAGAAUGCCGUGUGGGAGGGCCAGCUGUUUGUUGUAAAGUGUAGGGGUCAGUACCAGCAGUUGUUGGGAGUGGUAAGUGCGAAGGUGCAAUGGGAAAAGCUCCCCUCUGCAGACACGCUUGUGCCACGCAGUGCCAAAAUCCUUGUGAUAACCCCGAAGUGUCACAUUGGCCCCCCACCCUUGUCUGGUGGUAAGUCUUAGUCAAGCUUUAAUACCCAGAAACACCAGUUGGGUCCAUUGCGAGUAAUCUACGCCCCGGAGAGCCCGAGAGCUGUGCCAGCCUCUCUGGGGAAGCUCUGCCAGCCCAGGACAAGUCAGCAAGUCUGCUCUCAGGUUGGACAGCGGGCAAGGAGCGGGUCCCCACCGGGGGCCUGGCCGCAGCUCCGCCUCAGCACCAGCUCCCUCAGCUGAGAAUGCUGGCGAGUGGGCUGGCCACCGGUCCUCCUCCCCCUUCCCUUUCCUCUCUCCUCGUGUAUUUGCCAAUCGGUCUGCUGUGGUCUCUUCUGACGGAGAUGUGCAAAAUUUCACUUUCUGUCUCUCAUCUGUCUCCUUUGCCCUGUUCCCCAGGAAAACAUUCAUAAUAUUUAUGGCUAAAAAUAUUAGUGGAGCCCAGGUGGCACCUCUGCUGUUCUGCUAUUGCAGCCAUCGCCCAGCUCGAACUGGACGUGGAGUCAGGCUGGCUCCGGCGUCUGCAGAACUUGCCUUGCAUCGCCAAAGCGUGCUCUGCAAACUGUGUGUGACCAGUGUCGGUGCAGAGGCCUCUCUUCCCCCCUGGGGUGGCACAUUGGGUAGAAACGGAACCAUUGGACUGUGUGCUAUUGUGUCCAUUAGCUCAAAGACAAAAAGAGCGGUGGUUAGCGCGUUUAGGGUGAGCUGUAUGAGAAGCUUCAGGUGCGUGCAGGUCACAGGUACGCCUGUAUUUAAGGACAUCGUGUCUGUUUGUUGUAUUUGUAGCAAAUGUCGUAGUUCUUGAUUUAUUUGGAAACUAGGUGCCAGAGCAGCAAACGCAGCUCCGCAGUCUGUUGUGAGUUGUGUGUGCUAGCGCAGAGCUCCAGGCGGGAAUAUUGAACAGGAUGCGGGAAUGCCUGGAUCCAUCAGCAGAUCAUUUGUGAAGGAUUUUGCUGGUACAAAAAGCCUUUCUAAAGCUGUCACUGGAAGAGGUUUUGAGUCUUUAGGGAGUCCAAGUUGAUAUUUGCUGUAGGAUGACCCCUAGGACAAUGUGCCCUCUGGAACAUCGGGAAUUACUGAGGUUGUCAUUGGCGUUUACCGAGGUUUUUAACGGGGUGUUGGCAUCAGCUUUCACCAGCCCUCAGUGUGCAGCUGGGUGCUUCCUGGUUAGAGUCUCGGGCAGCCGAGCCAAACCCCACACAUGUGUUUAAUCCGUUAUCUGUUUCACUGGCCGUGUGUGACACAGAUCUUUGAGAAGGACGGAGCGUGCGAUCAGCUGAACCGGGUGUCUCGUUCUGCUCCUCCGAGGCACCUCGUGCAGAGCAGAUUGAUGUGAUUGAGUUACACACUGUGAGCUCCAGAUUGCAGCAGAGGCUCCUCGUGGGGCAGAGGCCAGUUCUUCGCUGGAACCGUGUGUUGUAGAGAGCAGAACUGAAGAGGGUUUAUUCUGGGCUCAGGUUUAUUAGGAGGGAAAGCCUCACCCAGUUGUUCUUGCGGAGGAAAGCGUUUUCUCUAUGGCUGUUCCAGCUCAUGAGUAAAGCACCGAGGCUGAAUUUUUCCUGCCCUCUGGCGUGGGCCUCCAUGGGCUGAAUGCGAGACCUGGCCUACUGGAGGAAUCUGCAGGGGCUGCAGGGCACAGGUGCUUGGCAGGGCUGUGUCCCCUGAAGGCCCCCUGGGGACAGCCCGUGAGGGGCCCAAGCGAGAGAGGGAGCCUGCGGAGCCGCAGCGGAGCGGUUCUGGGGAGGCCUGGUUGGUGCUGCCGGGCUGCGUGGCUGGGGAGGAGCCCGCGCUGCUGGAGUAAGUACGUGCAGUUACACUUCUCCUCCCUACUUCAGUGUAACUCGCGCGUGUGAGGAUGGCAGAGCAGGAGCCGACGGCGGAGCAGCUGGCCCAGAUUGCAGCUGAAAAUGAGGAGGAUGAACACUCUGUCAACUAUAAGCCACCUGCCCAGAAGAGCAUCCAGGAGAUCCAGGAGCUCGAUAAGGAUGAUGAGAGCCUGCGCAAGUACAAGGAGGCACUGCUCGGUGCCGUCACUGUGACUGCAGAUCCCAAUGCUCCAAAUGUGGUGGUGACCAAACUGACUUUGGUCUGCGCUACUGCUCCUGGCCCUCUGGAGCUGGACCUGACAGGUGACCUGGAGAGCUACAAGAAGCAAGCAUUUGUGCUGAAGGAGGGUGUGGAAUACCGGAUAAAAAUCUCCUUUAGGGUUAACAGGGAGAUUGUGUCAGGGUUGAAGUAUAUUCAGCACACGUUCCGGAAAGGCGUGAAAAUUGACAAGACCGAAUACAUGGUUGGGAGCUACGGCCCCCGAGCAGAGGAGUAUGAGUUUCUGACCCCCAUGGAAGAAGCUCCUAAGGGCAUGCUGGCCCGGGGCAGCUACAACAUCAAAUCCAAGUUCACAGAUGACGAUAAGACUGACCACCUGUCCUGGGAGUGGAACCUGACCAUCAAGAAGGAUUGGAAGGACUAGCCCUUCCCAAGGCCAAACCCCAGAGAGCGUGAAUCAGACAGUGGCUACCGUAGAAAUCCCCCCCUGUACCAAAGUGCUGACAUUGGAACCCUCUUACCCUUCACCCCCUGUUAUAAUUUGACCAGAGAGCUCAGUUUUGUAAUGCGCCCCCUCCCCAGAGAAUCGCUGAGUGCAUUGACCGAACCGUGCUGUCUGCAUCUGAUCUCCAGCUGCCCGUCCCAGGGCCGUGCUGUCCCAGCGCAGAGGUGGGAGCACUUGCUCCCUCGCCAGGCCCUUUGCUGCCUCUCACCUUCCUUUGUUGGGGUAGGUGCUGAAGGGGAGAGACCCCUAUGCUCUGGGUAGGAUCCUGUGCUUGGCUUUCCUGUGCACAGCUCAGGGUAGCUACUGCCUCCCAGUAGCUGAAGAACUUUGAUGCCAGGCAGCUAUUGAAUCCAUUUGUUGGCUAAAAUCAUGUCCAGCCUGCCCCUUCCACCGGUCAGUGUCCUGGGAACACUGGCAGCUUCAUUUGUGGAUGUUCCCUGUAACCAUGAUGCCUUAAUGUGUAACACGCAUCCUCUAGGGAGGGGGCCCUGCCCUUGUUACACUUUUUAAAUGCCACCCACCCCCCCACCCCCCGUUUGUUGGCAUGGCACUCAUCUUGGUCACGCCCCUCAUGGGUUAUUAGGAAAGAUUCACAACACGCCGCUUUGCUGCUGGUCCGUUCUUCACCCGAGACGGGACAUCUCCAGAGGGGAGGGUGGUGUGACGUCCUGGGUGACGCCUGGCCGCCCCUCCCUGUGUCCAGAGAGCUGGCCUGGCAGGACCCCUGGCCCUGCUGCGUAGAGGUCCGAGCUCUCUGGCAGCCUCAGCGCCUCCGAGGCAUGGAGGGGGUUGCAAGGCGGGCGGGUGCGGGAGUCACCAGUGUUGCCAUCACCUCACACUUCUCACUGCAGCCAAGGCAGCUGCAAAGCACUGAAAUCGUAGGGCGGCACCUGCCCUCCUGGCUGUUUUGGGCUGAGGAUGGACUCGGCUGUUUCUGCAGCUGCUCUCCUGAUGCGAUCACAAAGAGCUUGCAAUGGACACGUACUCGGAAGCGGUUAAUGCCUUAUGUAUCUGUUCUGCCUUUAAAAUCUGUGCCUGGCCUGUCAGUAUUUAUUGCCUUGACACUCGACUCCCCCCGCGCCCGCCCCGGGCCCCCGCGGCACGCCAGCCUGACACCAGGGCUGCGUCGACACGGUGCGCGGGGCAAAGGAGCCCUCUGGGGCCCACGAACCCCUGAGGGCUGGGCAGGCACAUUCCAGCCCCACAGCCCUCUUAUUUGGAUCCUACCACGUUGAGGUCGUGUUAGAACUGGGACCAAGUACAUGUGGCUUUCUCGUAGCUACGUCUCUGCCUCUAACUCUCCCCUGCCCCGCCCCUAGAGAGAUUUUUGUUAAUUUGAUUUGGUGCAUAUUGUCUGUAAAUCCUAGACCCGGGUUAACAGGUUUGGAAUCAUCGUCUGCUUCUCCUUUUAUGACAGUUAAAUAAAAUCUUUGAACUGAC
This is a messenger RNA of Egretta garzetta (little egret), 5620 nucleotides long. It is a transcript of the gene ARHGDIA, whose product is annotated as Rho GDP dissociation inhibitor alpha. The transcript has 5 exons. The coding region runs from base 3485 to 4099 and encodes 204 amino acids. Gene Ontology annotation, cellular component: cytosol; cytoplasm; membrane. The record is from RefSeq and is a predicted model, not a curated record. Gene Ontology annotation, molecular function: protein binding; Rho GDP-dissociation inhibitor activity. Gene Ontology annotation, biological process: Rho protein signal transduction. NCBI's taxonomy places the organism in Eukaryota, Metazoa, Chordata, Aves, Pelecaniformes, Ardeidae.